AUGGAUGCGUGGCGGGGCCCCGCGCCCCGCUGGAUCCGCCGCCGCGGGGCCCGGCUGCUGCUGCUGCUGCUGACCGUGCGGCUGGGGAGCGGAGCUGAUAAAGCAGAUGAUGAGGAUGAUGAAGAUCUAACGGUGAAUAAAACAUGGGUCCUUGCACCAAAGAUUCAUGGUGGGGAUGUAACUCACAUACUGGACUCCUUACUUCAAGGAUAUGACAAUAAGCUGCGGCCAGAUAUUGGAGUGAGAACUACGGUAAUUGAAACAGAUGUCUAUGUUAACAGCAUUGGCCCAGUUGACCCAAUCAAUAUGGAAUACACUAUAGAUAUAAUUUUUGCCCAGACAUGGUAUGACAGUCGUCUAAAAUUUAACAGCUCAAUGAAGGUGCUUAUGCUUAAUAGCAAUAUGGUUGGAAAAAUUUGGAUUCCAGACACUUUCUUCCGGAACUCAAGGAAAUCUGAUGCUCACUGGAUUACAACUCCAAAUCGUUUGCUUCGAAUCUGGAGUGAUGGAAGAGUGCUAUACACUCUAAGGCUGACAAUUAAUGCUGAAUGUUAUCUUCAGCUUCAUAACUUUCCUAUGGAUGAGCACUCCUGUCCGCUGGAAUUUUCAAGCUAUGGAUAUCCCAGAAAUGAAAUUGAAUACAAGUGGAAGAAAACUUCUGUUGAAGUGGCAGAUCCAAAAUACUGGAGAUUGUAUCAGUUUGCUUUUGUAGGGCUGCGAAACACAACUGAAAUUUCUCAUACCUUGUCUGGUGAUUAUAUUAUUAUGACAAUCUUCUUUGAUCUCAGCAGACGUAUGGGAUAUUUUACUAUUCAGACAUACAUUCCUUGUAUACUCACUGUUGUUCUUUCAUGGGUAUCAUUUUGGAUCAAUAAGGAUGCAGUUCCUGCAAGGACUUCUCUGGGCAUUACAACAGUGCUGACCAUGACAACAUUGAGCACAAUUGCUAGGAAGUCACUCCCAAAGGUUUCCUAUGUGACAGCAAUGGACCUUUUUGUUUCGGUUUGCUUCAUUUUUGUGUUUGCUGCCUUGAUGGAAUAUGGCGCCUUGCAUUACUUUACCAGCAACAGAAAAGGGGACAAAGGAAAAGAAAAGAAGGCAAAAUCUAAACCAUCGAAACCACCUGCAAUUGCUGUUCGACCUGGAUCAACACUGAUUCCAAUUAAUAACAUUAAUCAUCUCCCUGAACGUGAUGAUGAUUAUGGAUAUGAGUGCCUAGAAGGGAAAGACUGUGCCAGCUUCUUCUGUUGUUUUGAAGACUGCCGCACAGGAUCUUGGAGAGAAGGAAGAAUACACAUCCGUAUUGCAAAAAUUGACUCCUAUUCUCGAAUCUUCUUUCCAACUGCCUUUGCAUUGUUCAAUCUUGUUUACUGGAUUGGCUAUCUUUAUCUUUAAAUUUCAGAGGUUUGACAAACUCAGAAGAAAAUGUAAAUUGAACAGUCAUUAACACUUUCAAGUUAGCAGUAAAAAAUUAGAGCUGGUUCAAAAUGAGUCAAACUUGGGAUGCUUUAAACAUUUGAAACAAUGAGAGGAAAUAGGAUGAUGUAGUCUCCCUCUUGUGAUCAACUAUAGAACUGUUAUUGGUAUUUUGAAGAGAAACAUUUUUAAAUAUCCCUAAGAUUUCACUUGCCUGAACAAACACAUAUUUUUGUCCAGCUCUAAUAAAAUGCACUCAAGAGGCUAUGUCAUUUAACUGGACAGAUCUACAAAGGCUUCCAAUUUUUAAUCCUAAAUGAUAAUACAGAUGAAUUUUGUAGCAUCUCUUACACCUUUACAAAGAAAGCCUUAAUAAAAUGGGAUUAGUUAUUCUUGUCCAUUUAAUCCAUAAGGUGAUGGUUUCAUUAAUCCCUGAUUUAAAAAGUUGAAAUGGAACAUUUCUAUUUUUCCACCAGCCAUUUGUUCUCUGCAAUAUUUUUUAAAAAGUGAUUAAAUAGUAAUUAAUCAUAUUCAGAUUUAUGUAGAAUGCAGAGAUUAGAGCAGCCAGAAAUGGAUAUAUCACAAAAAGCCCAAGGGUAAUUCUGAGCUUUUCUUAUCCUGACUAUUGAUACAGGAUUUUGGCUUUCACCCUUAGAUUACAUUUAUGUCUAUGCUCCAUCUGCCAUUACUUCAAUGUUGUGAGUUCCCUGAAUUUCUUCAAGAGGGCUACAACUUUCAAAAAUUCAUACCCAGCUGCUGUUGCUUGCUUAUUUAAUGAAAGCCAGACUGAUGUCACCUGAGAUUCUGGCCAUUGAGCAUAAUACUCUUCACAUCCUCCCUGUUCCCCUCUCCUUUGUUUGAUUCAUACUCGGGAACAGAGAAAAAGUCAUAGGUCUUUAUUUGGAAGAAUUUGUGUCAUCAGAGUUUGGAAAACCUUUUACGAUGCUAUAGUCAUUGGAUUCAAAGCCACCAUGUUAAAUCUCCAGCCCAAAGAGUGUGGCGUGUGACCUGCUUCACUUGCAAACAGUUUGAGUUUGGAGCUCCUUCUUGUUACGGCUUACGCUACUCCCUGAGCCAAAGCCAAAUGGUAUGAACUUACUGAACCUGGGUAAUGGAUUGCUGUGUAAUUACCUCCUUGAUACUUGCUUGUUUCUAAUUGAAAAACCCUGUUACUGGGGGUAGAGAGGAAAGUAAAAAUAAUCCUUACGCUUUGCAGAUCCUUCUCCAGGAUGGGAUGUAUCCCCCCCCCCAAAUCAUAGGACUAGUUCUCCAGCCUUUCUGUGGUCAGAGCUUCUGUUCACUUUGGUAGCAGUUCUUCGGUAACUAGCUUUUCUGGACUGACUUCUCUGUGUUGACUGUUGCUGGUUGGCAGCAUUUAGUAUCCCAUUUCUAUUUUUAAAUCCAUUGUCCUUAUUAUGAAGAAAUGAAGUUUUUCUCCUUUCUCAAAAAGAAACUGGUCUCAAGUGAGCUUGCAAAAAUCACUGUAAAAUUAAGAUAUGCAUUAAGUAAAAGUCAGAAUUACACAGAAGACCUUACAGAUCUUUAAAGAGGAUUAAUGGGAUUAGCAUUUGGCUGUAGGUAAGGUUGUUCAGUACUGGAGAUAAAGACAUGAUUAAUGGCUAAUAAUAGAAAAUUAUAUAUGAAGGACCCCUCCACCUCAAUACUUCUGUUGAAUGGGCUCCCUUCUCUGAAUUUCUCAGAAAAGAUUAAUGUGUUUUUAUAUUCUAGUUGGUACCAGACAUAAGAUAUGAUACACAAUACACAUUUCAGAUGAGGUGUUACUGCAGUGUUCAGCCCCGAAGUCUAAUAGGGAAUGCAAGACUAUGUGCAGUGAUUCUGGAAAAAAGUGUGACAGAGAAGAUCUCAUGUUAAUGCAGACGUUAUUUUGGUAUUUAGCUAAUGAAAUAUGAAAGUGGUUGAGAGAAUUUGAAAGCCUGCUGCUGAGGUUGGCUGACAUUAUUGGUUGCUUGACCUUUCUGAGCUCAAACUUCUCACUGUUAGACUGAGGGUAGAAGUGCAGCAUCAUUAAAUACACUGAUCUACUCCAAAGUAUUGUUUCUCUACAGUCUCAUUUUCAGAAAGUGUUCAAUAAAAUGGAAAUGUGUCAGUUUUAAUUCCAUAGUGCAGUUUGAUACUUUUUGACAGCACACUAAACACAUUCCUCUGUAGGAGGGGUGAAGGUGGCUUCAACAGCAUUUUGUUGGAUGUGUACUUGAAAAGCAGUCUACUCGCUGUAUAAACCAAGGCCCAGAUUUUGUGAGCUCCUGAGUUCCAUUAAUUCACCUUUAAACAAAAGGAACUUGAAAGAACUUGGCACUUCACAAGGAGACGUACAGAUUUCACAGUCUGCUCUUCUCUGGCACAUCUAGUUAGUUUUUUCUAUUCAUGUGGUUGUCAGUUGCCAGUCAGCCUCCAGUGACAGAAUUGGAGAACAGAAAACAUCCCGAAUUGGCAAGGGUUGGAUAAGAAGUCUUUCAUCUCUAAUUUCUAUGAUACAAUGCAAUAUAGUACUAAAGCUAUUGAAUGUUAUGGCUGUUUGGCUUAUGGAUACACUUACUUCUGUCUGUUGACAAACUUUCCUGUGUACUUCAUUUGAUUCUGAUGAAAUAAUUAUAGUUUCCUGUAGUACUGUGAGUACAAAUAGAAAUGGAAAUGCAGUGAACUGUAACAUAGCAUGUAAUAAAUAUUUUAUUUUAGUACUAUGUGUUUUCUUUCUAAGCUGCAUGUAAACACUUGAUUGCAAGAAAUCUAAGUGAUACUCAAAAAAAUGGCAAGAAACAGGCUAUAAUUACUUGGGCUUAGAUGCUGCAAUCAUUUUUCAAACCUACCUGGAUGAAAGUUUGUUUUUUGGUAGAUGGAGUCACAGUAUUUGGAGCUUUAUUCUGACCAUUACUGCUUAAGCACAUGCUUAAACUUAUUCCUAAUCAGUACUGUAAUUAGACCAGAAUUCAGAAAACCAUGUGCUUAUGUGCUGUCAUAAAGAAUGAUGCUAUCCUGAAUUGCUGUCAUUAUCACAUGCUUAAUUUGCACUAAUUUCAAUAAUGAGUGUUCAGUAGCUCAAAUGAUUGAACAUUAAGGAUAUUAGACAGAGCCUAGAAAGUAAGAAGUUUUCUCACUGAAAGAGGACAUAAUAGCAGAAAUUGCUAUUAAGGCAGAGGUGAAAGUCUGUGGAAACUGUUUUAUACUGCACCUAUCUCAGGCAUCUCCUGAAAUACGUUUUUCAAAAAAAGAGAGUUGUCCUUGGUAUUCUGUAUUAGUCUUCACCGCUUGUCUGUUUUAUUAGUGAGUACAGCUCAGUGUGUUGUUUUUUGGUAAGGUUUUGUCUGAUUGUACUCCACUGAUCUUCAGUGCAUGUCUCCCAUGUCCGAAUGCAUCUGUUUUAUGUAGUGGCAGUGCAGACAAAGCAUGAGCUGUUAUAUUCACAUGUUGAUGUGCUUCAAAGGCUUUAACCUUGUCAAAUUUUCUGACAUUCAGAGACAUAGGAUUGUGUAAGACUUUGAGGGAGAUUCAUCUACAAAAUGUUAUUUAUAAUUUUUUGUUGCUUAUUUUGUAUGGUAGUAAAAGAUUUGUUUAAAAUUGAUACAUAAACUGUGCUUUGUAAUUUGCAAACACCUUUCAACUGAAAGCCCAGCAGGAAACUCUGGAUUUAAAUAUCUAUCUGCCUAAAGUAAGAUAGCAAAAGUCAUAUUUCAGUUUACUGUUUCGAGUUACCUGAGAAUUAGUGCAAA
Apus apus (common swift) is the source of this 5144-nucleotide messenger RNA. RefSeq names its product gamma-aminobutyric acid type A receptor subunit gamma1 (gene GABRG1). The record is from RefSeq and is a predicted model, not a curated record. Gene Ontology annotation, biological process: signal transduction; chloride transport; gamma-aminobutyric acid signaling pathway. The transcript is spliced from 9 exons. The coding region runs from base 1 to 1395 and encodes 464 amino acids. Lineage: Eukaryota; Metazoa; Chordata; Aves; Apodiformes; Apodidae. Gene Ontology annotation, cellular component: postsynapse; dendrite membrane; synapse. Gene Ontology annotation, molecular function: transmitter-gated monoatomic ion channel activity involved in regulation of postsynaptic membrane potential; GABA-A receptor activity; GABA-gated chloride ion channel activity.